GGGAAGUUAACCCUCUGCAGUACGUGUAUAUAGUGGCUUUGUACGCCCCCCACCGACUUCCAUUACACACGUGAGCUUAUGUCGGUACAGCAGCGGUUCAGAUUAAGUGUCUGAUGUGCCACGUGUCUGCUUAUCUUAGAGAACGGUAGAGAGAGAGAAGCUUCGGUCCAGUCAUGACGUGUGACGAGAAGUCGGUGUUUGUUCUGAUGGUGGUUUUGGUCGUUGUAUGUAGCAAUGAUACAGCUAGUGAAGAAGUGGGACCCGUGGUGACGGACAAGGUUUACUUUGACAUUCGGAUGGGAGAUGAAGAGAUAGGACGUAUGGUGAUUGGUUUAUUUGGAGAUGUGGUUCCUAAGACUGUCCUCAACUUUAAAACCCUCGCCGAGGGCACAGUGGUUAGAGACGGAAAAAGAUUAACGUAUGAAGGAGUUCGUUUUCAUCGUAUCAUCAAGGAUUUCAUUGUACAAGGAGGGGAUAUAACUCAAGGAAACGGAUAUGGAGGGAGAAGUAUAUAUGAAAGUGCUAGAUUUCCUGAUGAAAAUUUCCAUCUUGCACAUAACGGGGCUGGAUGGGUCAAUAUGGCACAUCACGGUAAAGACACCAACUCCUCACAGUUCGCCAUUUUUGCCGUUCCCGCUCCAUGGCUGGAUGGCAAACACGUGGUUUUUGGAAAAGUCCUGGCAGGAAUGGACAUAUUUCGGAGGAUGGAGAACGUUCGUACAGAUAGUAACGACCGCCCCCUGGUGGAGAUCACUGUUGCCAGGUGUGGAUCACUCCCUGUUGAUAAACCAUUCCGUGUGGAUUUAAAACCAAGUCCUGAAUGAGGACUAACAUCUGUAUUGAAUAUAGAGCACAAGGUCUACGCCCUUGUCUGCCAGGAAAGAAAUCUAAAAAUGUAAAAA
Messenger RNA from Saccostrea cuccullata (small rock oyster), 902 nucleotides. RefSeq names its product peptidyl-prolyl cis-trans isomerase B-like. Lineage: Eukaryota; Metazoa; Mollusca; Bivalvia; Ostreida; Ostreidae. Gene Ontology annotation, molecular function: peptidyl-prolyl cis-trans isomerase activity. The transcript has 5 exons. Gene Ontology annotation, biological process: protein peptidyl-prolyl isomerization; protein folding. The record is from RefSeq and is a predicted model, not a curated record. Bases 174 to 824 code for a protein of 216 amino acids.